Molecule: messenger RNA, 3244 nt
Organism: Heteronotia binoei (common prickly gecko)
Lineage: Eukaryota; Metazoa; Chordata; Lepidosauria; Squamata; Gekkonidae
Gene: TAF6L
Product: TATA-box binding protein associated factor 6 like
Exons: 11
Coding region: 110-1990 (626 amino acids)
Biological process (GO): transcription initiation at RNA polymerase II promoter; RNA polymerase II preinitiation complex assembly
Cellular component (GO): transcription factor TFIID complex; SAGA complex; SLIK (SAGA-like) complex
Molecular function (GO): transcription coactivator activity; protein heterodimerization activity; RNA polymerase II general transcription initiation factor activity
Source: RefSeq, a predicted model, not a curated record
ACAAAAGAAGGCGGACUUGAAGUCGACACUGGGCUGGAAGCUGGUGGGUGAGGCUGAAAGAGUCUGGCAGUUGUGACGGCUGUCAGUCUUCCACGCCACUGCUGCCACCAUGUCAGAGCGGGAGGAACGUCGCUUUGUGGAGAUCCCGCGGGAAUCAGUUCGACUGAUGGCAGAGAGCACUGGUGUGGAGCUGACAGAUGAAGUGGCUGCCCUGUUGGCUGAGGAUGUCUGUUACCGCCUGCGUGAAGCCACUCAGAACAGUUCCCAAUUCAUGAAGCACACCAAGCGCCGGAAGCUGACGGUGGAAGACUUCAACCGAGCACUGCGCUGGAGCAAUGUGGAGGCGGUGUGUGGUUACGGCUCUCAGGAGGCCCUCCCUUUCCGUGCCCUUAAGGAAGGAGAACUUUAUUUCCAGGAGGAUCAUGAGGUGAACUUGGUGGAUCUGGCACUGGAAACCAGCAUCCCCCAGGGCUGUGCUGAGACUGCUGUGAGGGUUCACGUCUCUUACCUGGAUGGAAAAGGGAACCUGGAACCUCAAGGAUCUGUGCCUAGUGCUGUCUCAGCAUUGACUGAUGACCUGCAAAAGUAUUACCAGCACAUGACCCGGGCUGUGCUGGGGGAUGACCCCCAGCUGAUGAAGGUCGCCCUUCAGGACUUGCAGACCAACUCAAAAAUUGCAGCCCUUCUGCCUUACUUUGUCUAUGUUGUGAGCGGGGUCAAGUCAGUGAGCCAUGACUUGGAGCAGCUGAAUCGCCUCCUGCACGUGGCCAAGAGCCUCAUCCAGAACCCCUACCUGUGCCUGGGCUCCUACGUCAAGAGCCUCAUCGCCAGCGUCAUGUACUGUGUCCUGGAGCCCCUGGCAGCCUCUAUCAACCCCCUCAACGACCACUGGACGCUCCGUGACUAUGCUGCGAUGCUCCUUGGCCACAUCUUCUGGACUCAUGGCGACCUGGUGAGUGGCCUGUACCACCAAAUCCUGCUGUCUCUGCAGAAGGUGCUGGCUGACCCCGUCCGCCCUCUUUGUUCCCACUAUGGAGCAGUGGUGGGGCUGCAUGCCUUGGGCUGGAAGGCUGUAGAGCGGGUUCUGUAUCCCCACCUCUCCACCUACUGGUCCAACCUGCAGGCUGUGCUGGACGAUUAUUCCGUGUCCAAUGCUCAGGUGAAGGCAGAUGGGCACAAAGUCUAUGGGGCCAUUCUGGUAGCCGUGGAGCGUCUGUUGAAGAUGAAGGCGCAGUCUGUUUCAGCACCAAUCCAGACAGAGGGUGCAGGGGCAGAGGGGCGUGCAAGGGAAGGCUAUCCCUGGCUCAGCCCCCUCCAGGACCCCCAAGUGGAGUUUGGCUUUGGCAUUGCCAGCCACCUCCUACAGCUGGGCAGCGGAGGUCCCCAGGCGGGCAUGGGCAUCUCUGCCAACCCUCCUGCCGUCUCUUUGAAUGAGAUUUACCAGGAACUGUACUAUUUCUUUGGGGAUAGUUUGGCCACCCGCUUCGGCACAGGCUCUGGGCUGUGUCCUGCAGAACCGGUGCCUGCCAGCGUUCCCAAGGUGGUGGAUGCCAAGAAAGAACAGCCAGCCUUUGGGACUGGGGAUGCAGUGCGAAAGAUGCCCCAGCUGACUGCAAACGCCACUGUUAGCCCGCGGGAGGAGGAGAGCCCUCGGGGAGACUUCUCAGCCACCCGGCCACCCUUGCACCGUUCGGCCAGCCUGGCCCGGUCUCGCAGCACCUCCCGCCAGCAGGGGCACCGGCCCAGCAUCCGGGACGUCUUCCAGAAGUGCCGUUUCUCCCCGCAAGGGGCUCCCCGUUUCAGCUUUGUGAUUGCCGGGCGUCAGGUGGAGCGACGUUGCCAGGGCCGCCUCUUCCAGACCUGCUUCCUCCAGCACCACGGCCCCAGCCCUGUUUCCCGCUAUGCCCAAAAGCUGCCCAUGAUCGGGAGGACCACCAAGCCUAUGAAGAAGUGGGCCCAUUCAGAGUAUUCCCUCUACCUGCCUCUCUGAGGGCCAUCUUAUGUGUGGGCAUGUCUGAACUGAGAGACUGUCAUGAGCACUGCAUUCGUCUCAGCUGUAGAUUGUAGUGCUAGGGUCUCACCGUGAGGGAAAAACACCAGGGUGGAACUGUGGCAUCUGUUCCUGAGGAUUUGGGGGAUUCUGCGUUCUUAGCAGUGCUCCUCCCAUUCUGGAAUUCUGGACUAACAACAGCAUCUUCUUCCAAGGAAGUGGGACAUCCAUGCUCUUUCAAACCUGCCAGGUGUGAUUCUGCAGUGCCUACUUCCUACCAAGCUCUUUUAAAAAACAAACAAACCCAAACCCUUAACUUUAGGGGAAGGACAGAUUCAAACAGGUGGUUUUGCCCACUGCCACUCUUACCCACCUUCUAUUGCUUUCUACUGCCAACUCUGAAGCUGUUAACUUUUCUUUCUCAGCCUGACCUUCUUCGUUCCCAGUAGCUUCGGCAAAAACCUCUCGACUCCCCUCCUCAUGUGUGGUUUGGGGGUGGAGAACUAAAAUCAGCCUCACCUGCUUCACAAGCAGGCCUUUGAUGCCUCAAGGAGGCAGGGGUUUGAGGUGACACAGGGCAGAAGAGUAGGGCAAAAUUGUCAGCAUGUGCUGUUGAAAUAGCCCUUUCAGUACUGGAAACACUUUGCUUGUACUUUACGGUGAUUGUUACUUUGAAGGAGACCACUGUUAUUAUCCCCAUAUUGGAACAUGGGGAGGGGACACCAAAAUAGAAAAGUUAGAGGGUUGGGGAUUUUUCAAUUAAGUCUCCUUAGGGAGUAGAUAGUAGCAGUGGGAUUUGAACCAACAUCCCUUCAGCCCUUGGUACCACAGCUUAUUUGCUUAGCCAUUGUACUGUAUACCACAGCCAUCCUUCUUUGCUGUUCUCCUAAUCAUGGCUGACUGUGAACACAAGGAGAAUCUGCUGCCCCUGAGAAGAGCCAGUAAGGCAUGCUGUCAGUGGGCUUUUUCAUUCUCAGGUAUACUGCUACUUUAUAUGGAGGGCCUUUUUAAAGCUUGUUUAAUAGUUCUGUUGGUCCAGAAUCUGCUUAGUUUUCUUCGGCCUUCCCUCAGUGAUCCCUCCUUCCUAUUCAUUGUUUUCAAUUGGUUUUGUGUGUGUAAAUUUCAGCGGUUUUUCAAAAGGGGUUUUUUUUUUUGAGCGGGUGUUAAAAUGUGCUUUAAUUUUAUAUGUUUUGUUUUGCUGUGAGAACAGAAAGACGGGAUAUACAUUUUGUAAAAUAAAUCUGUAUGAAAACA